This is a messenger RNA of Lottia gigantea (owl limpet), 1680 nucleotides long. RefSeq lists its product as hypothetical. Bases 1 to 1680 code for a protein of 559 amino acids. NCBI's taxonomy places the organism in Eukaryota, Metazoa, Mollusca, Gastropoda, Lottiidae. Gene Ontology annotation, cellular component: lysosome. The transcript is spliced from 12 exons. Gene Ontology annotation, biological process: sphingomyelin catabolic process; ceramide biosynthetic process. Gene Ontology annotation, molecular function: acid sphingomyelin phosphodiesterase activity. The record is from RefSeq and is a predicted model, not a curated record.
AUGUAUGACCAUGAUCUUUAUCAUCAAAAGAUUUUAUCUGAUUAUGUUCAGAAUUGGGAACACCAUACAAAUCAACCCUACAACUGGAAUUCCGCAGUAACAUGUGAUGUAUGUAAAGGUAUCGUUCAAGAAUUAAGAUCUGCUAUAGAAGCCAAGGCACCAAGAGAAACUCUUCUUAAUAUCAGCAACUUCUUCUGUGUCCAUUUUAAAAUAGAAGAUGUUCGAGUUUGUAAACUUGUUAUUGAGCAAUAUAAGGAUGUUGUAUUUGGAGUAAUAGAACAAUCUUUAUUAAGUCCUGAUGAAAUCUGUGCUCAGCUUAUACCUGAUGAUGAUUGUGGUGUACCAUAUAAUCCUAAAGCUCGGUGGAAUGUUACCCUAUCUAAAACACCUAAACCACCAGUAAAACCUACACCAUAUCCAAAGCCUGGUUCUCCAACGAUGAAAAUUCUACUCCUAACAGAUAUGCAUCUAGAUCUGGACUAUCAAGUUGGAAGCAACGCUGAUUGCCAGGAACCAUUAUGUUGUCGAGUCAAUGAUGGUACACCAGCACCCGAUAAGAAAGGCGCUGGUUUUUGGGGAGAUUAUAGACAUUGUGAUCUAUCACCUCAUAUGUUCUAUAAUAUGAUGGAAUAUCUGAAAUCUAUUCAAGAUCAGUUUGAUAUGAUAUAUUUUACUGGAGAUAUACCAGCCCAUAAUAUAUGGAACCAAACCCGAGUAGACCAAUUAGUCCGAAUGAGAACCUUUAUUAGUGCUAUAGAGAAAUAUUUACCAGAUAAACCUAUUUAUUUUGCUGCUGGGAAUCAUGAAAGUUCUCCAUGUAACAUAUAUGCACCACCAUUUGUAAAAGGCAAUAUGUCACAAGAUUGGUUAUACGGGGCUUUUGCUGAGGUUUGGACAAAAUGGAUGCCACUUGAUACUAUAGAUACUAUUCUAAAGGGAGGCUACUAUACUGUAUCACCAUUCCCGGGAUUACGAAUCGUUUCUAUCAAUUCAAAUUAUGGAACAACUGACAACUGGUGGUUAUUGGUAAACAAUACAGAUCCAGCAGGUCAGUUACAAUGGCUAUCAGAUGUUUUACAACAAGCAGAAGAUAAUAAUGAAAUGGUUCACAUCUUGAUGCAUCAUCCUGCCAAACAUGAACAGGUUAAACAAUGGUCGUGGAAUUUUUAUACUCUCAUUAAUAGAUAUGAAAAUAUAAUCAAAGCUCAUUUCAAUGGUCAUAGCCAUGAUGAUUUUUUCAAUGUUAUAUAUGAUAGUGAAAAUGCUAGUAGACCUAUUGGUGUAGGCUAUGUACCAGGUAGUGGUACAACCUACAAUAACCUAAAUCCUGGCUUCAGGAUUUAUACCGUGGAUGGCAACUAUACUGGUAGUACUUGGGCGCCGUUAGAUUGGGAUAAUUAUGUAGCAGAAAUAUCUAAGUCCAGUGCUGAAACGCCACCAGCUUGGGUCAAAGAAUAUUCACCAAGGUCAGCUUAUGGACUGAAAAGUUUAAAUCCUAGUGAAUGGGAUGAUCUCAUCAAUAGAAUGAAUAAAAACGAUACUCUCUUCCAAUCCUUUCUCACGUUCCGUUACAAGCUAGCGACACAUGGACCAUGUAAAGGUGGGUGUGUGGCCAGUACUCUCUGUGAUUUAAAAACUUCUCGAACCAACUCUCCAGAUUUAUGUAAAGAUCUUUAUUAA